ACUUACGCUAAGGUUGCUACAAAGAAGGUUGAUCUGUAAUUACUGUUAGUUGCUGUGAUCUCUGGUUUCAUUGUCACAUUAUUCAUUUCUGGGAUGGAAAGCAAGUAUGAAGAGAAGCCUCAGGAUAUUGAACUUACUGAAUCGGAAGUCACUAAAACUCGCCCUCCUUUUGGUGAUGACAAUGAGUACAUAGUCAAUAAAGAUACUGAAACUAUCCUGAAGGAUUCGUCGAGAAAGUCCAGUCGAAAAUGGAGACUAGAAGGUGUAAAUAUUGUCGUGGUGUCUGUAAUUAUCUUAUCAGCUGCUAUAACUAUAGCCUUAAUUCUAAGUAUUAUUUUCGGGCAACCUCAGGUUGCACCUCAUGGAGCUGUAGUGGUUGAUGAUGACUUCUGUGGAGAAGUUGGUUUAAAUAUUAUGAAGAGAAAUAAAGGAAAUGCUAUCGAUGCAAUGGUGUCAACUGUAAUAUGUUUAACUGUAACUCGUCCGGAUGUAGCAAGUUUGGGUGGUUGUGGUGCUAUGAUGGUUCGUGAUCGCAAUAAGCAGACAAGCCAUUUAUUCGACUUCUCCUGUCCUGUUCGUAAUAAUGUCGCAGACAUCGAUAAACCGAAUAGAAGUAACCAUGCAAGCCUAGUAGGUAUUCCUGCACUUGUGCGUGGUCUUGCGGCAAUGCACAAACAAUUUGGUUCUUUGAAAUGGUCUGAUCUUUUUCAUGGAGCAAUCGAUUUGGCUACAAAUGGUUUCAAGCCCAGUGAAUCUUUAAUUCAAGCUGCAAAUGAUCCAAAUCUAUCCAUUUCCCCAGAAUUCAGACCAAUUUUAAAACAACUGACCAGUGGUGUAUUACCUUACAUAUCAUCAAUCGAUCUGCAAAUGAUGUUAAAACAAUUGGCUGAGAAAGGUGUAGAUUACUUUUAUGGUGUUGAGGGGAACACAUUCAACAAACAGUUUGUCAGUUAUAUGAAUCAACAAGGUUUCGCAUGGACUAUAAAUGAUUUAGUAAACUAUGAAGUUCACCGUCCAACUGCACUAAAAAUGGGUUUUGCAGGUUUCACUAUAGAAUCUUUCCCUCCUCCAUUGGUCGGUGGAGUCUACCUCCUACUUCUUUUGGGUAAUCUAGAUCUUAAAGAGUCUAUGAAUGCACUGAAUCAUGAGGCAUUACUUAAAGCAGACCCUUAUGUGACUGCUAUCUACCUGCAUCGGUUGGCUGAAUUAUCUCGUUUAGCUGAAGCAUCAGUUGCCACACUUGGAGAUAUUGAUGACCCUAAGAUACGUGAUGCUGCUACAAAUGCCCAGAACUCUUUGUUUUCUAAAUCUUCACGUGAAGCUACUGUGACCAGUAUUAAAGAUAAUAAUAUAGUGCCAGAACAUUCACUCCUUGAUGUCCUUCAGACAACUUCGGAAGGCUCAAGUAUUGGUGGUACUGGAGUUGUAACCACAGAUUCAACUAGUUUUACAGUUGUUGGUAAUGUAUACAUGGGGUCACCGUUUGGCAGUGGAAAAGUUGUACCAGGCACUGGUGUUCAUUUGAAUUCUGCUCUACGUCUUUUCUCUGAAUCGAAAUUAAACAACUUCUCUGCUGGACGUCGACCUCUAGUGCCUAUCGGACCAACCUAUGUAUCUACUACGCAUAGAAAAUGUGGUACACGUGUCGGUGUUGCUUCAAAUGAUGGAUUAUGGGGUCUCACAGAUGCAGCACAAGUGAUAAGUAAUGCAGCUUUAUUCCUACGAAAUUCAAAGUGUCAGGCUUCAAUUCGAACUUUUGGAUCUCCGACUACAGAAUUCGGUAUAGGUUCAUCUACAACUAAGGAACAAACAUCUACUCCACUACUUGGCCGGGCUGUCUUCAGUCCAGCAACAGAAAAUAGUUGUAUUAAUCCAGAGAUAUCUGUAUCAUUAUCUCGUCUGCAUCCAGAGUACAAUACACGUAAUCCUGGGACAAUAACUGUUGAAACACCAGAUAAUAAUAAUCCAAAGUUAUUGAAACAUCUUGAAGGAUUCGGUCAUCCUAUACAAACUCUGUCAACUCGUAAAUGGCCUGGUCGUGUUUUUCUAGCUGGUUGGAAUGGUUAUGAUAUGAUAGCAUCAGGUGAUACUCGUUCGGCUGAUAGUAAAACUUUAUACAAAUAUUAAAACUAAUUUGUUUGUUUUUUUUUUUUCUACAUAAAAUAAUGUGGCAUUUCUUUCUUCUUUUUUUCCCCUGUCUGUUGUUACUUGCCGUACUUUUUCUCAAAGGCUGUGAAAACUAUCUGUGUACUCUUUUCUCACCGCAACCCCGUCGCCUUGCCAUUGUGUGAAUCUCUACUCGGAGAUAUAAUUAUUUUUUUGUUGUUUAUUCAUUCGUUCGUUCAGUAUUUUUGCGUUAUUUUGAUCUUUUUUGUGUGCGUUUUUCCUGACCAACAGUUGUUGCUACAUUGAUUAUUAGCAAGUAAUAACCUCAGUUUAUCUUAUGUCUUUCGGCUGUGCAACAUUUUCUUUAAAGAAAAAGGUUUUAUUUUAUCACCAUUCUAAAUUAAUCUUUUCAUAUUUUGAGACAAAUAAAAUCAUCGUCGUUUA
This is a messenger RNA of Trichobilharzia szidati, 2550 nucleotides long. Lineage: Eukaryota; Metazoa; Platyhelminthes; Trematoda; Strigeidida; Schistosomatidae. The record is from the annotation of a GenBank genome assembly.